Messenger RNA from Ornithorhynchus anatinus (platypus), 2658 nucleotides. RefSeq names its product disintegrin and metalloproteinase domain-containing protein 1a-like. Gene Ontology annotation, cellular component: plasma membrane; external side of plasma membrane; sperm head plasma membrane. Gene Ontology annotation, molecular function: metalloendopeptidase activity. The coding region runs from base 1 to 2337 and encodes 778 amino acids. Lineage: Eukaryota; Metazoa; Chordata; Mammalia; Monotremata; Ornithorhynchidae. The transcript is spliced from 5 exons. Gene Ontology annotation, biological process: proteolysis; binding of sperm to zona pellucida; male gonad development. The record is from RefSeq and is a predicted model, not a curated record.
AUGAGUGUGAAGUGUCACUUGUUUUACUCUUCAGGCUCUCUGGGGCAGGAGGAGCUGGAUGGUUCCUCUAGGCUGAAGCAUACCGAGAUAUUUAAAAAGCGGGGCCACUGGGGAAGGGUUUCUGCUCGCAAAGUGUGGCUGAGGGUGCCGCGGCCAAAGCCGACGCCGGCGGUAGCUGCUCUUCCCCUUUCCCCAUCUUUUCCACUGGGAGGAGCAGAUGGAGCUGGUCAGAUCCUCAUCAUCCUGGCCCGUGGUUCAGCCCGCCGAAGUCAGGGGGAGCACAGCUGGGACAGCCGGAGGAGGGAGGCAACAAGAAGCGGCCCGCAGGUGAUCCAUCUGAGGCAGAAAGAAGGCUUCUUUCUCCGAAACUUCCCCCUUUACACCUACUCGCUGGGGCAGCGGGUCCUAGAUGUGCCACCCAGCCAGGGCUGCUACUACGAAGGCUACGUGGAGGGGGAUCCGAGCUCCCUGGUGGCGCUCAGCACCUGCUCGGGGCUCCGGGGCCUGCUGGCCGUGCAGGCCGCGUCCUACGGCCUGGAGCCGGUUGAACGCUCGGCCCGCUUUGAGCACAUCCUGUACCGCGAGGACCCGGCCCCCGGGGGCACCUGCUCGCUCGCCGAAAGGGAGAUCCGCAGGCAUGAGGCCGGCGGGCGGGGCAGGGCGGGCAAAGCCCAGGGCCUGGGCGGCCAACCCGCCGCCUGGACCCACAAAAAGUACCUGGAGCUCUUCCUGGUGGUCACCAAACUGCGAUUCACCAUGUCCGAGAGCAACGUGACCAAGACCACCCAGCUGGUCUUGGAGGUGCUCAACAUCGUCCACAGUCACCUGCAGCAGCUGCACCUGGAGCUGGUCCUGAUCGGCUUAGAAAUCUGGACCGAGAAGGACCUGGUGGACAUCGCCGACACCAUGCCAGACACCCAGGAGAACUUCAACCGCUGGAGGAUCAAGGACCUGUACUGGCGGGUGCCCCACGACCUGGCCCACCUCUUCACCGGGAAGAAUUACGGGAAGACCCUGGGCCGCGCCUACAUCGGCGGCGUCUGCACCUACAAUUCGGCGGCGGGGGUCGACGCUUUCUGGCGGGAAGACAUCUUGCGCUUCGCGGGGACCGUCUCCCACGAGAUCGGCCACAACCUGGGCAUGCAGCACGACACGCUCUCCUGUCGUUGCGGGGACGGCGGGGAGACCCUCUGCCUCAUGUUCCCCAACGUGCUCGUGAACUACAAGUUCAGCAACUGCAGCGUGCAGUACUUCUACGACCUGCUGCGGGACGGGGAAGGGGAGUGCCUCUUCGACCGGCCGGCGGCGUCCAGAGUCUUCGGGGGGCAGCGCUGCGGGAACCGGGUGGUGGAGGCCGGGGAGGCCUGCGACUGCGGCGACCCGGCUGCCUGCUGGAAGGACCCCUGCUGCCUGCCCACCUGCCAGCUCCGGCCGGGCGUCGACUGCGCCUCGGGGCCCUGCUGUCACGGGUGCCGGUUCCAGAAGGCCGGGGUCCUCUGCCGGGGCAGCGUGGACGUGUGCGACCUCCCCGAGUACUGCAACGGCACCUCCCGCUGGUGCCAGCCCGACGCCCACAAGCAGGACGGCUCCCCGUGCCGGGACCGGGACUACUGCUACCGCGGGCGGUGCCGCAGCCACGGGGGCCAGUGCGCCCGCCUCUUCGGGCCGGGGGCCGAGGCCGCCCGGGACGGCUGCUACCGGCACGUGAACACGGCGGGCGACCGGUUCGGCAACUGCGGCGUCGCCGUCCAGGGCCUGAAGAGGGACUUCUCCAAGUGCCGGCUCGGGGACGUGCUGUGCGGCAGGCUGCAGUGCGAGAACGUCCGGCGGCUGCCCCGGAUGGGGCACCAACACACCCUCGUCCAGUUCCCCCUGGAGGGCAGCUGGUGCUGGGGCAUGGACCCGCUCUCCCCCGUCGACGCGCCCGACGAGGGGGCGGUGGAGGACGGGACGCUGUGCGGCCCCGGGAGGGUCUGCCUGAACCACACCUGCGCCAACGCCUCGCUGCUCGGCUACGACUGCGACCCGGCCGCCAGGUGCCACGGCCGGGGCGUCUGCAACAACUUCAAGAACUGCCAUUGCCGUUACGGCUUUGCCCCGCCCCGCUGUGAACUCAAGGGCUUCGGGGGCAGCGUGGACAGCGGGCCCGCCCCCGAGAGGGCCUCGGGCCUGAGAAGCACGCUCCUCUGGACCCUGCUCACCCUCGGCUUGGUGUUUGCCGCCAUCUUCAUCAUCGCCUUCGUCAAGCGGCGCCAGGUCCGGGAAGCCUGCAACAGGGCACGGGAGAGGCUGAGGCGUCGGCUGGGCGCGGAGACCAGUCAGAGCGUAGGGGGAUAGGGCGCCGGAGGGCAGGACGGGGCCGGUGGUCAGAAGGGAGUCUUCGGCAGAUUCCAGUUGUUUCGAAACUACCCGUCGGGGAAGGUGAAGAGCAGCAGCCGGAGAGGGGGAAAUAACGCCACAGAAUCAUCCGUCCUCGAAUGGGGCUGCGGAGGCCCAGUUUGAGGCAGAUUUCAGGCAGCAGGGCUGGCUCGGGUGCAGGCCUGGGUGCGGCCUUCAGUUGGGAGAGAGCGGCUCUCGGGUCUGAAUUUAGCACGUGCGCUGGCCGGCGUGCGGGAAGGGCUCCUCGGUUACUCUGAAUAAAGAGAACUGCAUCCUCUC